Rubroshorea leprosula is the source of this 1036-nucleotide messenger RNA. NCBI's taxonomy places the organism in Eukaryota, Viridiplantae, Streptophyta, Magnoliopsida, Malvales, Dipterocarpaceae. The record is from the annotation of a GenBank genome assembly.
GUCUCUGUACCAAUUCUCUCCAUUCUAAUCUUCAUAAUCAACAUUUUUCUUCGGAUUUUCUCGAGAAAAUGGCUCUAUGUUCUCGGAGAACAUAUGCUUAUUCCAGGGUGGAUAAUGAAGACCCUGAUGAGAAAAUUCACCGGCGAGCACAGUUCUUGAUCUACAAAGUGCUGGAACAGGCUGAUUCCAGGAGAAAACCAUCUUUUCUCCGUAUUAGAUUGUGUAGAUUAAAGGUGAAGAUUGGGAGGAAGUUGAAGUUGAGGAAGAGAAAGGUGGUUAGUUUUUGUGCAGCCAGAGUUCGUGUUCACAAGAAGAUCUUAAAGCAACUGAAAUCUUGGAGGCUUUUGUUUAGUAGAGGAGGAACCAAUAUUGCCACUCUUCCUCCUCCUUUGUUCACUUGAUCAUCACCCGUAUACGGCUUCAACCUUUUCUCUUUGAAUUUAAAAUUUCAUGUUUUGAUUUUAAUUUUUUUCUUUUGAUGUAAUGUUUCUCUUUCGUACAAGGAAAAACAUCGUCUCUUAUAGUAUUCAAACGUUGAGAUGAUAUGGAAGGUAGGAGAUUUGACGAAGAAGAUGGCUAUUUAUUUCCCAUCAAAUGUUAGAAAAGAAAGAUGAAAAAAGAAAAAACCAAAGUUAGAGGUGUUGAGUGGCCUUUUUGAACGUUUGCCAUGAAAGUACCUUGUCAGGAAAUGAGUGUUCAACCCAGUAUUCCGUGUUAAAGAGUAUGAGGUUUGUAUUUUCGUAUACAAAUUGCACAUUGCUUUCCUUCUAUCAGCGUCUUUAUUCAAUAAAGAACUUGAAUUAUUGAGACUUAUUGAGAUUAUCUUUGAGGCUUCUUCCUGUGGUCAUGAUUUGCAUUUUUGUGUCAAUCCAUAAUUUAUGUGGGCUUGAUGUUUCAUUAAAGAUGUGGCAACCAUGCGUUUAUUGAGAUGAUCUUUGAGGCUCCUUCCUGUGGUCAUGGACUUUGCUCCAUGCAUUACUUCUAUAGUUCCAUGGAAUAUUCCAUGUAUUUUGAAAAUUAAAGAUGUGGAAACUAU